CUGUGAGAGGCGGUGCACCUGCUGUGUGAGCAGAUAGAAGCGCAUCACUGCACUUUAUCAGUAUUAUAGCGAUUACAAGAAUGGACUUUAAAAGUGAUAUUCAUACAUUUGGAGUUCCCAUGCCAGGCCAGGAUAGCCUGCUGAAGAAAGAUGUUGUGGCUGGACAAGAUGCUAAGAGUUUGGACAGCAAAGUUGGUGGCAGUGUGGAUAAGAAAGAAGGCUUUGGCUUCAUUUCUGGAGGGCUGACUGAGAGCCAGUUCUCUGCUUCCCUGGGGGAAAACCAUACUAGUCCGUUUGAAAAAAAGCUCAGCAACAGUGAUGUGUCUGGGUUCUCCCAGCCAGGCAAGAAUCUGGGUGGUAAUAUGAAUGUGGGCAUGGCCCCUUUCCAGUCAACUAUCCCACCUAGCAAGGAAGAACCUCAGAAGACAUCUAGCCUACAUACCAGUCAACCACUUAAUCCAUUCGAGGCUUCCAGUAAACCAUCUGACACAAGCCCUCACAAUGCUGUGGACAAACCUGCAGUAAAGGGAGGCUCCUGGACAGGUCAGGACAUGUUCUCCCAUUCCCCCAACAAGACUGAGCAAGAUUUCAAAGAAGCUUUAUAUGCCCAAGGAGUUCAGGAUGAACAUAAGUUGAAGGAAGAGCCAGAUGAAGAUGAAGCCGUGAAGCAAAAGAGGAAGAAAUGUGAUUCUACAGAUGAUGGAUUUGGUCUCUUGGAAAGCCUUCGAUCUCCUGAAAAAACCCAAUCGAAAAGCUCUGACCAGGAUGACUUUUCUCCCACGGGUGAUGGGGAGAACUGGAAGAGUGAGAUCCGAGAGUGGGGUGGCGGACGGAUCCAAGCCAAGAAAAGUAAAAGCAGAAUGAAGCUUCCUGAGGAGUGGGCCAGCCUGGCAGAUCCCACUAGUACCUCUCCUCCUCCUGGUUACAAAACAGACCUGAACGUGGAUGAUUUUUCUCUGGACAAGCAUGAGACCAAAAUCCAUUCUAACAUUUGUGGUGACCAAGAGGCUGCAUCCCUCAUAACCUCACAUCAAUCAGCAUCCCUAUCAGCAACAAGUCAGGCCAAUGCCAUUUCACCAUCUAACAAACCUGAUCCAUCUCAGAACAAUCAAACAAAUGCCUCCCUAAAUACGUCACCAACGGGCCAUGAUGCCUUGGCAGAUUCCAUCCAUAGCCCCGACAUUUCAGUUUUAACUGGGCCCUCCACUUCAGUUUCUUCCAGCACUGUAGCGAGCAAAAUUCCUGCCGAUCCAGAUUCCCUCACGUCUCUUAAGGAACCACUACUGGCGAAGUCCCUCCAACUGAAAGCGAGAGAAGACAUCGUCAAAGAGAAGGUAGAGAAGGUGGACACGCCUUCCAAGACAGACAAGCCUGAAAACACAGCGAAGAUCGAAGACUUCACAAAGAAAGAGGACGAUACAGACAAGAUCCAGUCAGUGAAGGAACAGGAUAACAAGACUGAGAUGAAUGAGAAAAAUAAAAAAGUGGAUCAGGUUGAACAGAUAAAAAAGGAAGUAAAGGAGGAGAAGAAGAAUGGCAGUGAAAAGGUUGACAAGACAGUCAAAAAUGAGAAGAAUGUAAAGGCUGCUAAAGAAACCACCAAACCCUCUCCAGCUAACGGAACUAAAGUACUGACCAGUCCUGAUAAACCCAAGACGAAGCCAAUUUCAACCAAACCAAACUUGAAGUCCCCGGAAGAUAAAUCUAGUGCCGCAACCCCCAAUUCAGUCACCAAAAAAGCCCCAGUGCCGAAGAAAACCACCCCUACCGCUACCACCAGGAAGCCACCUGCCACCACUGAGGCAAAGAAUUCUGAGAAUGGUACUCCAGCCAAGCGAAAGCCCCCAGUGCCAAAAUUUAGUGCCACAGCGACAAAACGCAAGACUAAUGGCUCUUCAGUCAAAAGCCCUACAAAUGGAGCCAGUGGUCCAGAUACACCAGCCACUGACGGGACUCCAGCCCCUCGUCCCUCCCGGAUCACCAAACCGCCUGUUCCCAAGCAGGUACCACUACCACGAAAGCCACCUGUGCCACGAAGCCCGAGAAGUGGUCAAGCUAGUAACACACCCACACAGGAUCUAAAGAAAGUGUCCUCAAAGAUCGGCUCCAAGGACAACAUGAAGUACCAGCCAGGUGGAGGCAAGAUUCAGAUAGUCCACAAGAAGCUGGACUUCAGCCAUGUUACUUCACGCUGUGGAUCCAAGGACAACAUCAAGCAUGUCCCAGGAGGAGGAAAUGUUCAGAUUACAAAUAAAAAGGUUGAUGUGAGCAAAGUGACCUCAAAGUGUGGAUCUAAGGACAACAAGCAAAAGUCAGAUGAUGAAAAUGAGAAGACUGAGGCUCUAAAGACUAAAAAUAAUGCCGAAGAAGGAUCAAAGGAGAGUGGGAACAACUUGUCAGGAGGUGAGAGUAUCAAGACUACAGAAGAUCAGCAGAAAUCUGAAGGAAGCCCACCUGCCCCUACAAACCCACCCAUUCCCACAGUUGGAGGGCUAAAAGACAAUAAGCAGAUAGAAAGCUCUGCUGUUCCUCAGUCGGCUCUGUCUGCAGGAGAUGGACUAUCAAACUCUCAAAGUCUGGACAAACGCAUCCCAGCCACAAAUUGAACCUUACGAGCUGAGCUUCCAAAAAGGUCGUACAAGCUGGCACGGAACCGUGGUACCAGUAUCAUCUCCCGGUCCUUCCCUGAGUGGCAGCCACAUCCCACCCACAAUGCAUUGCAGUGUUUGUCUGGGCUUCACAGUCUCCUUUGUUUCAAUCUAGCCUGCUGCAUAUAGUUGCCAGAGACUGGGCUCGAACCAGUAAACCAGAAGAACAAAAGCCGAUCCUUUAACACUUUAUCACAUGAUUGUUUAUAUGGCCAUUGUGAAUAACUUCUUUUCUCUUUUUUUUUUUGACUGUUUUCUUUGUUUCCUCAGAUGCGCACUGAUUGGAGCUCAGGCUUCGACAGGUUUGUGCUUUAAUUUGAGGUAGUCCAAGAGCACAUGUGAAUGUUUGAGGUUCGUUGAUGGCCUUAUAGGCGUCAUGUCUGUUCAGCUUUCACUGGCCUUCCAGUUUCUUUAAUUACGUUUAAGGGUCAGCAUAACCACACCUGAUUACAAUCCCAAGAGGUACGAGUGCUAGAUGUGGAGUCUAGUAGACUAGAUUAGAUGUGGACUGGUAACAAAUCUUACCUUCUUUAGGGUUGGAUGUUAACAUACAGUUAGGGUAGGAUUUCAUACAGUUGGUGGGUGUGUCAUGUGAUUACCCAGCCCAUGUUAACCUGCUGCUGCACAACUCCCUUUGUUUCAGACUAACUGUGAUCCAGUAUAACCACCACCCCCCUUCACCAGCAGAUCCUCCAAUGGAAACCAUUUAGUGCACAAUAUGUACUUUGUUAAAUCAUUAUGGAAUUAAGAUAAGCACCUUGUAUAUAACUGUCAGCAUGCCUAACAGUCCAGCUAAAAUAAACAAACGCCGUCUAUUCAUCUGCUCAUAAUAUAUUUCCUCGUUAUGGAGAUCAUGGCUCAUAGACUCGCACUUGUUUGAACAGUGGGGCUUUUA
Molecule: messenger RNA, 3543 nt
Organism: Trichomycterus rosablanca
Lineage: Eukaryota; Metazoa; Chordata; Actinopteri; Siluriformes; Trichomycteridae
Product: microtubule-associated protein tau-like
Exons: 14
Coding region: 81-2606 (841 amino acids)
Biological process (GO): neuron projection development; microtubule cytoskeleton organization
Cellular component (GO): neuron projection
Molecular function (GO): microtubule binding
Source: RefSeq, a predicted model, not a curated record